CGAGGUUCGGGCAAGCGAUGCAAACGCGCACCUGCUUUAGAGGCAUUACGGUAGCGCAGCAAACUGUCCCCCUCGCAACACACACUCCACUCGUUCACUCACACAGCCCUAGUGAUUCAACAGUGAUUUCCAGCGAACGAGCAAGCAACAGACGGGAUGCCAAAAAGUGAGGAGCUGAGUAAGCCUCUUGAAGAGAUAGCGAGGAGAAGCAGACGCAACCAAACAAGACGAGAAGCUGCGCGCUUUCUCCGCUGCAACUUGCGCACAGUGCCAGAGUUUUAGCGGCAGUAUUGUUCUGACUUCACUCCAGAGGGGCCACUCCGAGGAGAGAGGACGCACACAAAAGGGAAAAGGAAAGGACUAACGAGCACGCUUUGUCGUUUAAAGUAAUGGUCCUGCGGUCUUAGAUCCUAGAUUUCUCUGUCUCGCUCUCUCUCUCUCCCCUCUCUGUUUCUUUCCAUUUUUCUUUUUUUUUAUUCGUCCCGUCGGUUUGUGUCCCCCUUUGUCGCCGUGAGAGAGUGGACGCGCCGGGGGCUUCGAGGAGCAGAAGCGGGGCUGUCCACAUGGUCCAACCACUGGCGUGAAAGUUGACUUCUUCAGAAAACAAGAGAACAGGUGCCAGUGAUGAUGGUGGAAUCAGCCUCUGAGACCAUUCGAACGACACCGUCCAACCAGAACGGAGUCAGCAGCCAAUCAGAUGGAGGGGGAGGUAGAGAGGGCGGGUCUAACGGAGACGCCAACGGAGAGAUCAGCCCAGUCGACUUACUGCACCUGCAACAGCAACAGGCGCUCCAGGCAGCCAGACAGUUCCUCCUCCAGCAGGCCUCUGGACUCAACUCCUCUGGCAGCAACGAGGUCAAACAGAGCCCUGUGCAGGUGCCUGUGUCCAUGGCUAUGAUGAGUCCACAGAUGAUCACUCCUCAGCAGAUGCAACAGAUCCUGUCUCCCCCUCAGCUCCAGGCCCUGCUGCAGCAACAGCAGGCUUUAAUGCUACAGCAGUUACAGGAGUACUACAAAAAGCAGCAGGAGCAGUUGCAUCUCCAGCUUCUGACUCAGCAGCAACAGCAGCAGCAGCAGCAGCAGCAGCAGCAACAGCAGCAGCAGCAACAGCAGCAGCAACAGCAGCAGCAGGCCGGGAAGCAAGCAGCAAAAGAGCAGUUAGGAAGUAAGCAGUUGGCCUUCCAGCAGCAGCUGAUCCAGAUGCAGCAGCUUCAGCAGCAGCACAUCCUCAACCUCCAGAGACAAGGUCUGGUCCCACUGCAGCCCACCGCCGCCAUGCAGUCUCUGCAGCAAGCAAUGUGUCCGUCAGACCUCCAACAGCUGUGGAAGGAGGUGUCAGGGGUGCAGAGCAGUGAGGAGGCCCUGAAACAGGCCGAGGGCCUGGACUUGAGCACCAAUAGCUCCAAUUCUACCUCAGCCUUCCCCAAAGCUGCCAGUGCUCACAUCCCAUUGCACAGCCUGGUCAACGGACAUAGCCACACCCCAAAGAGAGACAGAGCCAGACUGUUUGAGUGGAUAUCCUCCUUCACCAAGUCAGACAGCGGAGAUGACCAUGUCCCCCUUUAUUCCAAAGGUGGCCAACCCCCCAGCAGCCAUCAUGAGGAGCAUGCCGGCUCCCAUCCUCUCUACGGCCAUGGAGAGUGUAAGUGGCCAGGCUGUGAAGCACUAUGUGAGGACAUGGGACAGUUCAUCAAGCACUUGAACAAUGAGCACGCCCUAGAUGAUCGCAGCACUGCUCAGUGCCGAGUCCAGAUGCAGGUGGUUCAGCAACUGGAGAUACAGCUGGCGAAAGAGAGCGAGCGACUCCAGGCCAUGAUGACCCACCUGCACAUGCGCCCUUCAGAGCCAAAGCCUUUUAACCAACCUCUGAACCUGGCUUCCAGUGGCUCUCUGUUAAAGCGGGACAGUGAUCUCUACCCAGAGGGUCUUCCCCACCCCCCCACCUCAGCUGCCACCCCUAUCACCCCACUGCGCCAGGGACCCUCAGUCAUCAGCUCCUCCAGCCUGCACACACACUCUCAUUCCCACACGCACGGUGUUGGGCCCAUACGUAGGCGCAACUCCGACAAGUACUGCACCCCCAUCGCCUCAGAGCUGGCUCAGAACUGUGAGUUCUACAAGAACGCUGAUGUCAGGCCUCCCUUUACCUACGCCUCUCUUAUACGUCAUGCCAUUCUGGAGUCCCCAGACAGACAGUUGACUCUCAAUGAGAUCUACAACUGGUUUACACGAAAGUUUGCCUAUUUCAGGAGAAACACAGCCACAUGGAAGAAUGCUGUGCGCCACAACCUGAGUCUGCACAAGUGUUUUGUUCGCGUUGAGAACGUGAAGGGAGCCGUGUGGACUGUGGAUGAAGUUGAAUACCAAAAGAGGAGACCACCAAAGAUGACCGGAAGUCCCACUCUGGUGAAAAACAUGAUUUCAGGCCUGGGCUUUGGAUCCCUAAAUGCCAGCUACCAGGCGGCUCUGGCAGAAAGCAGUCUGUCCCUGCUGAACAGCCCUUCCCUGGUGACUCCGUCUGCGGCCAGCCUCAACAUGCUGCAUGUGGGCCACGAUGAUGUCAGCUCCACUGUGGAGCAGGUCAAUAGCAAUGGCAGCUGCAGCCCCACACUCAGCCCUCACCAGUACAGCCACCAGGUGCAUGUGAAGGAGGAGCCCACUGAGGUGGAGGAGGACAGUCGGUCGGUAUCCCUCCUGGCCGGCAUCACACACAACCUGCCAUUGCCGAGUGACGAGCGCGACCUGGAGGAGGAUCUUCCUACCGAGGAGCUGGAGUAGGACAGAUCCCAGAAGGACCAGAGGGACGAGACAUAGCGAGAUCAAUCCCUGAGCCCUCUCGUCAGCGUGAAGAGGAAAAGAUAGCUUAAGAGAAAAGAGAGAAAAAAAGAGAAUGUUUUUUUUUUUUUUUUUUUUAGUUUUUAAGAAAAUGCAAGCAACCAAGGACAACAUUGAGAAACUCCAAACAGGGUUAGAUGACCUUCAUUACUUACAGACGCAAAGACAAGACUUUGGAGCACUGCUUUACCUCCAUGUGUUUCUUUUCCACACAGAGAUGUGCCACUCGAUGCAUACAUACUCAUACACACAUAAACAAACACACACACACACACACACACACACACACACACACACACACACACACACAUUCACUUGUCAAACCAUGUCUCAUCAUCCUCCCUGGUCAUAUCAGCCUCUGUGUAGAGACCCUUAGAGGUUUGGACACACUCUCCUCCUUGCCCAACCACUCUGCAUACGCCCUCCUCGCUGUUGUCUCGGGCUGCCUGGCUAGCAGUUUUAUCUCAAAAUCAGUUGAGAAGACGCACGUGUGUUUGAAAGAGAAAGACACACACACACAGGAUCAUGUGUAUAUAGAUUUGGAGCAGUCACCAGGGGCUGUGCAGUAGGCCUAUACCUCUCCUUCUUCCCCAUCUUUGAGUCACUCACUUGCUUUUUCAUUUUCUUUGAGUUGAUUGAAAUGAAACUGUCAGGCUUCAAGAUGGGAGGGAAGGAAGGAAGAGCGCUUUCAAAGAUUACCACCAACAGUGCUCCAACACUUCUGCAGAGCAGGCUCCUGUCCCCACGUCAGCUUGUGAGCCCACGGCGAGGUUGUGGCCCUGGUCCCUGACCAAACUUCUGCCCCCCAGCAAAGACACUUAGUGACUGGCGUCUUUUAAACUCUUUGCUUCUAAGUGAGAAAAAGACUUUUCCUACCCCACCCUCAUCCCUUCCCAUCCCCAAAAGACUGCAGGAAAUGGACCAUUUGGUGCUGUCCUUCUCCUCUCCUCCAUCUGUGGAUGGAGCGAUGAGCCUGGAACACUUUGAGAAAGAGAAGAAAAGAGGGGAAGCAGAGAGAAAUGAGGGAGGAAACGUCUACAGAAAUAUUGUGACUAAAAAAGAAAACUGUUCAUGAUUAUGGAAUAUAACAAGAAAAAAAAACGUGUGGUAGCUUUUGUCAUUUCCUUUUUUAUUUGAUGUUAUUAUCAUUGUUUAUUUUUGAGGAUCAAUAUUUCCACGGUGGCGUUCUCUUUUGACGUACUAUUUCUAAGAAUGCUGUUUUUGUUUUUGUAUUGUAAAUUGUUUGAUUUACUCUGGCUGUUCACACCAUUCCAAAUGAGUAUUGGCAACAACAAAAAGCGCAGUAUUGUCCCAAGUUGUGAUACCUGACCCCUACUCCCACCCCUUUCUGUCCCAAGUGUAGCAGGCAAGAAAUUUGGAAAUGCACUUAAAGUUGCCAUUAUCCAAACAGAUUAUUUAACAGCUGAAUCAUUUUUUUAUUCUCUCUCAUUCGCUUGUUUUUGGUUGUUUAUUUAGUUGAGAAAUAUCAGUAAUGCUUUAAAAAUAUAUAUAUAUUAUUACUGCAGUCAGAGAAUACCUCAUCCCACAAAGGUUCUGCCGGGAACUGUGUCCAAAUUGAUAAACAAAUAAGGGGGAAUUCUUUUCCGCGGGACACCAAAUGUGGCAACUCUGCUCAGCUUCGAUUCAAAGCUCUAUGGUUGUAAUAGUUACUGUUUAGAAGCUAUCUGCAAUUCACUGUGUGAGUUUGUGUUAAAGGAAUAGCACGUGCGAUUUAUGUUUUUGUUUGUUUUCCGUGAGCAUAAAAGCAUUACUUUUCUCUACAGUGCCAUGCCAAAUUUAACAUUUAUUUUAAUCUAUUAUCUGCUUAUUCCCAUUUUAUUUUUGUUACAGGUAACCAAAGAAAGAUGUAGAAAACCAAAAACCCUGUAUUUUAUUUUGCCCUUUUUGAGUUUCUUUUUUUUUUUUUCCUUCUUAAAGGAUUGGCCAAAAGACAACAAACCAGGAGUUUGAAUUCUUAUUAUUGUAUUCAUAUAACUAUUAUGUUGAAAUUAUACAUGGGUUACAGUGCUGACCAUUCCGAAAACCAAAGUGUGUAAAGCAAACUCAAAUUUGGAGACAUCAAAGCUUUUACAUGAUAAGCGGUUACGAAUGACUCACAUUAGGUAUGAGGCCAAAAAGAAGUAUUAACAAACCUCGCACAGUUCCUCUGAAAAACAAAAAAGAAAGAGAAAAGAAAAAAGCACUUAGACGUGAAACCCUGUCUCUCCCACGCUCAGGCUAAACUGUGUUCCAAACACAAUCCUAGGACUGGCCCUACUUCUGUAUGAGCAGGCCUAAAAAUGAUGCACUCGAGAGGCAUUUGAACACUUUUCGCUAUAAAGGAUACUUUUCUGGGGCUGUUGUAGCGAACAUUUGGAGUUUUUUUCAAUCUAGGGAACAAACAUACCCUCUUGAUCUGUAUGUAGUAUUUCCAGGAAGAGGAAGUGUACUGUAAUGUGGUUGCAAAAGUCACAUGGGAGGAGUUAUUCCAAAAACAUCUAUAUUACAAUAAAGAGGGAACAACUAAAAAUAAUGAAAAAAACAACAACAUGUAAGAGGAAAACAACCAAGGGACAUCAUGUAAUUGAAAGUUGGGUUCAUAUUUUCAUACUUUUUGUCAAACUAUCUCUUGCACUUCAGACGAUUUUUCUUAUUUAAUGAAAGAACCUUUCUGAUGACUUUGUGUUCAAACAGGACUGUUUCCUGUCACAUUAGAGACUGAUUUCUAACAAAGUACAAAGUGGCAGACAGACAUCUUGAAACAAGAUAAAAACCAAAAAUAACACUACCUCCUUUUCAAAACGGUUCAACACAUAGCCAAUGGGAGACUGACCUCUCUAAAAUAUUUUUUUUUCUCCAUUCUUACUCGAUGAUAAUAUCGAAUGCCAAAAUUGUUGUUACACUUACUGUAUGACUGACACAAAAAAAAAAGCUAUUUGGUGAUCUGGACUCCCUAACACAUCUGCUUGAGCCCAAAAACAUAGAGACGUUUCACUUUCCAUGGAAUUAAAAAUGACUACCUCUCCGUAAACCACAUCUAAAGCACUCUCUACGUCUCAAAGUCUGUUGUGAAGUGCUUACUAUAUAUGAAAAGUUUUCUAUCAGCUGUGUAAAAACUGACAAUAUUCCUGCACCCGAUUAGCACUGAGCUAUGUGAACAGCCUCUCAACUGUGUGCUCUGACAAUAUGUGUGCAUAUUCAUGAUCUCAGCCAACGAGAAACUGGUCGUUAAUGGCUUUGUGGUGUUGCAGGGAGCUGGUUGUCGGGGGUAAUGAUGGACAGAAUAUAUCAGUGCCACCACACACACACACACAAACUCACAGGGGUAUAACAAAAGCAUAGAAGCAGGGCUAUGGGUUAGUGCAACAGAGGCUCUGACCAUCCAGAAAUCCAAAGACCCACAACACAGCAGCACCUGCUCCGCCAAACACUCGCAGAGACACUGAGAGGACCAACACACACUUAAUGAAACUCAUCACUACUACUAGUAAUAUCCAAACCAAGAGGAACUGCUGCAUACAGUACAUAGAUGUAAUGUACACCUGUAAACAAAGUUGUUUUAUAAAGAUGUAGAUUGUUCACAGGUCGCCAUGUAACACUUCUGUUCUUUCUCCAGCUUGGCAUAACAUGAUGUAUUCUUGUAUAUUAUUGCUUGACUUAUCUCUCCAGGGCAUUCUUUCUCAUUUUGUCCUUUGAUUUUUCUCUUCUUUGUUUUCUGCACCUGUUUAGCUAUUGUAAAGCUUUCAGCUCUGAUUCCUAUACUGUACUGCUAAUGCUGAAGUAUAUGUAUUUAUCAUAUUAUGUGCUGCAGGUAUCUUGGUUUAUUAGUUUUGUUUUUGUUUUGUUUGUUUUCAUUUUUUCAGUUCUUCAUAAAACGUCUGGGACGCUGAUUUUUUAAGUGUAUUAUCUCAACAAAAAAAAUGAAAAGAAUAAAAGUUAGAUCAGUGGUUUAGGUAACACCUGUUUGUAUAUUUAUCUUAGCUAGGUCUAUUUUGAUACUUUUUUGUCUCUGUACUGCAUUUAUGCAUUUUUAAGGAAAGAAAAAAAAACAAAUGGAAAACAAACUAAAAAGUUACUUCAUUAUGUAUUGAUACCUCAGAAGGACUUUUUUCAAAGACAGGACCAAAACCUCUGAAAAGAAAAAGAGAAAGAUGAAAAAAUGUAACAAUAUGUAGCCCCUCUCUUGCUUUAAAAAAAAAUUGCGGAGCUCUAGAAAGAUAUUGCUGUUGGUCCUCUCAGGUGCCAAUAUGUGUCCCAGCUCCCUGUGACCCCUCCCUGUGACCCCUGACCCGUCAUUCCUGUGCUGAACUCCGACCCGCAGAGCUGUCAAUCGUCUGCAGGCGCCAUGGGGGUGUCACUGAGUCACACACCUGUCUGGUGGUGACCAGUCACAAACCUCAUCUCCCAGUCCCAGAGAGGCAGAUCAAAGCCUGGCCCUGUUGCAUUUUUGAUACUCCUUCUCUUGUGUAGUCUCAAUACCAAAAUGUGGAAUGGCUCUCAGAGAUGCAGCUCAUCCUCUGACUACCAAAGGCAUUGAAAGCAACCCAUUUGCUUAGUCCAAACUUCUGAACUGUAACCAAACUGUAACCAAACCAAUGCCACAACUUUAACCAAACAAAAACCAAGCUACUUCCAAAAGUCUCCAUUGACUUCACUGAUUACCUUUACUGAUAGCUGUUAUCUCUCGUACAUCCACGUAAUAGUGUUUUACUAUUGGCUGGUGACUGAUUCAAAGGACACAGGGAGCCCAAAUCCUGACUUGUGAUUGGACAGUUCUGAGGUGUCAUGUGAGGGGGAAGGGACUCUCAAAGUGGAGCAUUGCCUGACGGUAUUAUCAAGUAGACAGCCAGAAUCCGAUGGAACUACCACUUCAGCUCUCCUCUGGUUAAACCUAAGGAAUGUGUGUACAUUUUCAGCAGUGACUCUCUGUAUUGUUUCUUUUAGUUUCAGUUUAUCUGUUUACCUCUCUUUAUCCUUUCUGUUUCUUGUUAUUUGAAAGUGUGACCCGAGGAAGAGGCGGGGACAGGGACUGGGUGGUGGCUUUAGACAGACAGUGGAGCCCAGCCCCCUGACCCUCCACCCCGGGUAGCCAUGUAAUGCCAGUCACUGCCCUUUCCUUCAUGCUGUAUAAAAACACACACAUAUAUCUGUGUAUUUGUAACCUGAAUCUUCUUGUGUCUGUCCAUGCAGACAAUAAAAAACUGUACAGUAGGUCUAGUUGCAUGUAAUCUGUACUAAUUAUUGACAAUGGCAUUAUAAAAUGCAAUAAAAUACUUAUUACACUGUC
Perca flavescens (yellow perch) is the source of this 8122-nucleotide messenger RNA. RefSeq names its product forkhead box P4 (gene foxp4). Gene Ontology annotation, cellular component: nucleus. The transcript is spliced from 18 exons. The coding region runs from base 625 to 2778 and encodes 717 amino acids. Gene Ontology annotation, biological process: regulation of transcription by RNA polymerase II. NCBI's taxonomy places the organism in Eukaryota, Metazoa, Chordata, Actinopteri, Perciformes, Percidae. Gene Ontology annotation, molecular function: DNA-binding transcription repressor activity, RNA polymerase II-specific; RNA polymerase II cis-regulatory region sequence-specific DNA binding. The record is from RefSeq and is a predicted model, not a curated record.